Aphanomyces invadans is the source of this 222-nucleotide messenger RNA. RefSeq lists its product as hypothetical. The transcript has a single exon. Lineage: Eukaryota; Oomycota; Saprolegniomycetes; Saprolegniales; Verrucalvaceae. The record is from RefSeq and is a predicted model, not a curated record. Bases 1 to 222 code for a protein of 73 amino acids.
AUGUCAGCGUUCGUGAUGCCGACCGAAGCGUGCCCGACGGCGAUCCGGUGUUCAUGCUACGGGUUUUCGGCCACGACAGGCAAGGCAAGGGGGCCCUUCGGGUCGUACAAGUUUUCGUUGUGGGUCAACAACCCGAGAUUUGGAGGCACCUUCAACUCCUCUGCCGCCAUCUCGCUCGUCUUGAUGUUGUUUUGCAUGUUUGACAACAACAAUGAUGGAUGA